AUGGUGAAAGAAUUUCCUCCAGGAUUUUACAAAGCCUCCGAAAUUCGAAUACCAGCAAUUAAUUCAAAUUUCCCACAAAAACAUAGUGUUGAGAUGGAACUUGACGACAUAAAAUCGAACCUUCUUGCUUUAAGGCAAUUGUAUGGUCUUUUGCGAAAUGACAGAGAUGGUCUUUCAAACUUGAACUCUGAUGGUUUGGACUAUGAAGCACGAGUCAUGUUAAAGAAUUUACUCGAUAAUACAACCAACGAUGUUCUCAAGGCUCAUUCUGAGAUCAUAGCACGUCAGCCCCGUGUGCACAGCUUACCUCACCCUCAGCAGCUGAUUGACACAGUGAAGCAACGACCUCUUGCUUUGUCAGACGUAUCAAAAUCCUCAGCUGUUAUUCAAAGUUGUGGAAGAGAGCCGGUUGUCAUGGAUUCCACUUUAUCGAAAGAGAAGCAGCAACUGAUCAUGACAACUAGGCCUCCAAAGUUCAGCUUCAGUGCAAGUGAAUCUGGAAAUAAAAGAAAGUUUUGCAGAAUUUGCCAGCGCCCAAAAUUUGAAAAGCCGUUUGUUCCUUGUGUGAAGACUGAAACUUCUGCAAAAGAAGCUCCACAUUCUACAAAGUUUGUGGCGUUGCAAGAACAGCAGAAUAGUCAAUUCGCCAAUUUUUCUUGGGAUAUUCAACAGGAAGCAUUGCAAUCAGGAAGCACUGAAAGUACAAAGCCGAAAGAAGUUCUUGAUCUCCAUUGCAUAUCAAGUGGUGCAGAAACUGUGGCUCCCUUAUCAGACAGACCAGCUAGUGAUCUUACACAAUCCGUGCAUGACUCUUCUGGUGUGAUAAGAUCGGUACCUGAACAGAACACUGAUCACUUCUCAACUGAUGAAAUCGUUAAACAACUCGAAUUGCACAUUUCAGCUUUGCAGAUGGAUGCCGAGAACCUUGUUAUUGCUAAUAAACAUGCAGCUGAACAUACCUUCAAACCGAUAACUAACUUCAUGCCACAAGCAGAGUCAACCACUCCCAUCAAGAUGAUAGAGGGAGCUGUCGUGAAUGAUGAACUUAGUCAGACUGUUGCAGUUCUAGAUGACUCACUACAGCUAGUGAAUACUCAAUACAGUCAAGAACCUAAAGACCCAUCAAGUUCACGUUAUCCGGGGUAUACUGUUCCAUCAACCAGAAUAUCAAAAUUUUCAUCAGAUCAAUCGCCAAAUCCUCCCGAGUCAAGUAGUUGCCAGUCAAAUCAGUUGAGACAACAGAAGAUAGUAGCAAACAUCUUCCCUGCUGAGGAACGUGAUACUUCUACAAAGCUAGACUUAGUUGAUGAGCGUCCGUGGCAGAUACAGAGUGGAAACGCAAAUAAUGGUCAGAACAUCCACUCCAUCGUUGACCAACUUGAGUCUUUGAGUCAAUUAAAGAAUCAAAAUUAUUUUUUCCAACAAGACCAGCACAACAUGGAAACUGGAGUCACUGCUUUGCCUGCAAUGUCAGUCAACCAGAACCAAAACCAAAUGAUGACUUCAAACGAGAAAAUAUGGCGGCUAGGAAAACUGAAUGCAGCCAGGCAGAUGCCUGCAGCAGAUCUUUCGAGAAACAACAUAGAUACCCCAGGAUUGAUUGAUUACGGCCGCAAGUUAACUUGGUCAGGGACAUGUGAGAGCAGAAUGGACUCACCUUAUUCACAGCAGGCAAUAAUGAGGCGAUCAACAUUGAAUCACAAGCUAGCUCAAUACACACCAUCCCGGAGCUCGUACGCAAACUUGGAGAAGAAGCCUAAUAAGUAUCCGAAGAAUAAUAAUCACAUGAAACAACUGAGGAGAAGGCAUUUAAAUGGACAUGAAUCAGACUCAAGCUCACCAUACUCUUCCAGCUCGACAGAUUUGCAGCAGACGAGAACUUACAGUAGUGAUAAAGAUGAUUCCUUGCGAAGGAAGAUUCGAACCGAGUCGCAGUAUUCAGAUGAAACAAGUGGAGAUGAAUUAUAUCCUCAGAGAGAUAGUAGUCAAACUGAUUACACGAUCAGCUCAAGCUUCAGCGGCAGUGAGGGUUAUACAUCCCCCAUUGGUAAUGAAAGCGCUCAUGAAAUGAUUUCUACAAGUAAAACCGAGGGAGAGAUAUCCUCGUCACUAAAUCAUUCAGGGUAUGACAAUCUUGAAGAACCAUCUUACUACUCAGCAGAUUCUUCAUCAAGGAGGUCAAGUCCCGCACGCAUCUACAAGUCUGCUAACUCAAAACAAUCAAAGAAACAUAACGGAAGGUGGAAGAAGUUGAAAGACAAGCUAGCAAUAGUUUUUCACCAUCAUCACCACCACCACCAUCACCAUCAAGGUAGGGAUGAUAAAGGUAAGGAGAGAAAAACAACAUUGUCGAGGCAGCGAGGAAAGAGGUUUCAUGGGCACUAUUCUUCAAGCAAGGAUGAAAAAUUUGGAGAAAAGGCUUUGGAAAAGUUCGGGAAGUCAGCGAUCGACAAGCAAGCUGGUAAAAAGCAGAAGGGGGACCAAUUUCAUACCCUUGCGCGGGGGCUGAUGCAACAUAUCCAGCAUUCAAAGAAGUCGAAACAUAGCAGCAGUAUACCAGUAGACAAAGGACAACAUAGCAAUAAGAAGGUGAUUAACAAAUUUCAUUGGUGGGAACUACUAAGGCAUCACAGAGGUAUGAAUAAAUCGCCUGCCAUGCUAGGAUCUGGCAAUACGAGAGGCCAUUCAAAAGCUUCCAAGAUGAAGUGAGGCACCCCGAAAUUGCCACUUUGUUUACUUGUGAAUUAGAGCAUAAGUUAUUGACCCACCAACAGGAUAUGCUGGAGAUAAAAGUGCUGAUUAC
This is a messenger RNA of Lycium ferocissimum, 2803 nucleotides long. RefSeq lists its product as uncharacterized. The record is from RefSeq and is a predicted model, not a curated record. NCBI's taxonomy places the organism in Eukaryota, Viridiplantae, Streptophyta, Magnoliopsida, Solanales, Solanaceae. The coding region runs from base 1 to 2709 and encodes 902 amino acids. The transcript is spliced from 4 exons.